UUUGUUGCAAAAUUUGUUUGUUAAAAGUUGAUUUGUUGAAUUAAGGUACUUGUUUGUGAAACAAUCAGUUAAAAGACACUGUAAAACGAAAAUAUUAACGCUGCACAACAAUUUUCCCACAAAUUUUCGCCAACUCCUGUGCUCAAUAUAUUUUUUUUGCCUACUGUUUUCGCGCUUUCCUAAGAAAAAAGAAAUCCAACUGAUUGACAAGCUAAACCGGUGUGGUUUAGCCCAUAACUAUACACACCAUGAGCGUCGAGAAAUUGGAUCCCUUUGAUUUAAUGCGUGCAGUCUUGCCGCCACAACAUGUACGGGAGUUAGAGAAGGAAAAAGCUCGUAGUCCUUCCCCCUCAUCGGCCCAAAUGUCGCCACUCUUUAGUUUGGAGGAUGAUGAGGACAUGGACUUGCCAUCUGGCGGUUCCCCACAGCCCUUAGACAAGGAUAAAACAAGUCUUGAUGAAAAAGAGACAGAGACAGAAGAUAUUAACUAUUCACCAGCAAGCCAGGAUGCUGAUGACCCUGGCGUAAGUCCAGGUCUUUUGGACAUUGAUGAGCAGACACAGAUGUCGCCGCCCAAAACAAAAGCCCAGCAAAAAAUGUUUGACGAUAUUUCGUCAUCGGAGAGCCCAGAUGACAUGUCAGUUCCUGGCUGUAAGCGUUUAUUAGUGCGCGUCAAACGUUGUACCGAGAAAGAAAUAGAGCGCCUAACUACACCACAACGUAAGGCCAAGAAGCGUGGACGGCAGCGCAUAAGCAGCGAUAGCGAAUCUCCCAUUCCCAGUACAUGCCAGUCCAGCAAGCGACGGAAGCUUUCAUCCACCCCCGCUCCCAGUAAAUCACAGUCUAGCAAGCGACAGAAGCUUUCACCUGCCCCCACUAAAAAAAUCCGAGCUAAGCUUGGCAAGGAGCGUAUGGCCCAACAGCAAGACGACAGAGAGGAGAGUCCGCCUGAGUCAAGCGUUUGUUUAGCCAAACGUAAACGCUCUACAUCAUCCACACUGCUUGUGGACCCGGCUCUAGUUGAGCGCUUCGGUUUACGCUUCUUCAAUUGUUUUGUGCGGAUGCAGCGUACCAAGAACCAUCCGACUGCGAUUCUCAAGCGCACGAAUCGCAAAUCAAAGGCCAAGCUAUCGGUUUCGUUUAGCGAGUCUGUCGAGAUACUGGGCAGUAAAAAUUCACCUAAAAAGCUAGCAACAGUGCCAACGCGUCUACAGCGUGUAGAUGCCACUGGCAACGUGCUAGAGGAUAUUGAUCUACAGCCCCACACAGCCUCCACAUCUGCUGCUGCUAAAGCUGCUUCUAAGGCGACAAGCCGGCCACGUAAACGAGUGCGAUCCCCAGCUCCAGUCAAUGUCGGACGUAGAGGCAGCGGUCGUCCCAAAAAAUCUGCCAAAAUACAGGACACCGAGGCAGACAAUGACGACGAAUAUAUUGUGCCCAAUGAGAUGCCCGAGUGCAAGGCAUCCGGAAGCUCUCGUCGUGUUGCCACACCAGUUCCACUCAAACGUACAGUAACCACAACAGUAAGCGACGAAGAGGACGCUACUGACAAUGAGCAGGAAAAACUCAAGCGUGAUCAUGAGAAAGAAUUGGAUGACAGCAAUUCUGAAGUGGUAUUGGCUUGGCUGCAGGAGAAGGGAAAACAGGUUACAUCACAGCUGGAGGAGAAGAAGGAACAAAUGAAAGUAACCAUGGAGCAAGAUAAAUCGCAGUGGGGAGUGAAGAAGUCAGAAACAGAGGUUGUGAUCAAGCAAAAGAAAGAUGAGCCGGCUGAAAAGGCUGAAGACAUUUGUGCUGAACAAACAGAAAGUGACGGCAAGGACAAGGAGCAGGAGCAAGAGAAAGAGAGUGAAGAGAUCAUGCAGCAACAUGACGAACUAACGAAGCCAAUUGCAACGACAUCUCGAGGUCGAGUCGAUGACGACAUAGCCAGUGAGGACAUACUGGAGAUUAAAACAUCUGUCGAUGAUGUGCGACUGUUGCGACAGUCGUGCGACAGCACGCCGCCCAAUUCGGGCGGCAGCACACCGCCAACUCCAGAGGCAGAGCGACAGAAGCGUUACAUUCGGCUUACUUCGCAUGAUUCCGACAGCUCCUUCAAGUCUGCCCAUGAAAUGCAAAUAGCACGGGCUACUAGAGCUCUGACGCCAAUUUUACGCACUGCAAGUGUAGAGGAGAUUAUUACACCGCCAGUCAUCACCGCCACCUCAGCAUCUAAUAUCAUCAACCGUAGUGAGCCAAGUAGCAGCAUACUACAGCCACACUUUGCACCCAUUGGCGGUGGCGGCGGCGGCGGUGUCAUGCCCAACCUGGACGAUGAUUUGGAUGACCUAGACGAACAAGUUUUUCCACUGAACAACACUCGUCACCGCCACCCCUUGGAUGAUUUCAUGACCGUGCUGGACCGUGCCUAAGCCAGCAAAUAAAUUGUGUGCAUUCAUCAUUGCUUACAAGACCUCGAUUCGGGCUGGACGUGCGUCUUACAACAUAGCUACUCAUAGUUAGUUUAACUCCUCGGCUACAAAAACACUGUUUUUUUAUUUU
Drosophila busckii is the source of this 2544-nucleotide messenger RNA. It is a transcript of the gene HP5, whose product is annotated as transcriptional regulator ATRX homolog. The record is from RefSeq and is a predicted model, not a curated record. NCBI's taxonomy places the organism in Eukaryota, Metazoa, Arthropoda, Insecta, Diptera, Drosophilidae. Bases 249 to 2414 code for a protein of 721 amino acids. The transcript has 6 exons.